AGGCCUCACCUCCUGCUGUAUCCUGCCGCCGGGACCUCUGCUGCUGCUGCCACCACUCCUGCAACCAGGCCCGCCGCCACUGUUCCUGAGGGCACCCCCGCUGGACCAGGGAGAGAGCCAACCAUGCCAGUAGCAGAAGACCAGAUUCAAAUUCCAUCAGAACUACCAGAAAUGUUAAAGCAGUUCACAAUAGAUGCCAUUAACACACAACCGCCAGACCUAUUGGAGUGGUCUUACAAGUAUUUCAAUGCUUUGAAGAAUGGGGAAAAAUUACCAAAUGAAGAGAGUAAAAAAAGACACAGUAUUUCUAAAUGGGUAGUGCUCACUCCAGAAAUUCUAAAGGAAUUGCACAGAAAAUUAGGUGGAAGAUUGAUCAUAACAUCCAGUGAACUAAAAGUACUAUGGAAUCAUCUAAAUUUAUCACCGGACCUGUACAGCAGCAUAAUGCUUGUAGGAAGCUUGUUCGAACCAAUUGAAUGGUUAAAAUUUUUAGCCCUGGCAUGUAGCGCUCUUGGAGUGACAAUUGCUAAAACCCUGAAACUUGUAUGUGAGGUCUUGUCAGAUGGAGCAAGUGGACCUCCUCGUAUUACUUUCAGCACAUUCCAGUUCCUUUACAGCUUUCUAGCAGCAGUAGAUGGUGAAGUGUCAGAGCAGCAGGUGCAUCAAAUGCUGAAUUAUUUAGAACACCACGUGAUUGGACCAGAUGGGACGAUUAAUAUAUCUGAAUUCACUGAGAAUCCAAAUGUGAUGUUGGAAUAAUGACUGAAGAUGGGUUUCCUGGAAAAAGCUGAAUCUAGUAGGAGUACAUUAAAAUACCAGCAUCAAUGACCCUUGUUCUUCAUCUUUAACAAAAUAAAAACUGCAUGUUAAAAAUAAACAUACUGUAUUACAGAAGGCUUUCAUAAAAGUAAAAUGGACAGCCUGUUCACAGCUUUAAAAACAGUCGUUCACUUCCCGGACCACUCCCGUCAUGAAUAUGCAAAUGUAUUCACUCUCAUGUCACUAGGACGUGAACGCCUGCCAGGUGCGGUGAAGCGGUAGCGUCUGCACUCUUCUCCAAGAGCAGAGCACUCAACUCUGGCAAGCUAGUGAAGACAUUUAAAUAUUAAUAACAGGGAGGG
Hyla sarda is the source of this 1121-nucleotide messenger RNA. Its product is annotated as ropporin-1-like. Lineage: Eukaryota; Metazoa; Chordata; Amphibia; Anura; Hylidae. The coding region runs from base 124 to 759 and encodes 211 amino acids. The record is from RefSeq and is a predicted model, not a curated record. The transcript is spliced from 6 exons.